AUGACGUAUACUGCCGCUGAUGUCAAGAAUUUGGCCCCUUUAAUGAUCUCAAAAAGACUCUUUUGCAAGUCUAAGGAAGCCAUAGAUGAAGUCACCGAAAGCGUUAAAUCACAAAACACUACACAAAGCGUUGCAGGUAGAGAGAAUAUCGAGAGUUGUGAUCAAUAUCCUGAUUCUGAUUGUGAAGUUGAUUACAAUUCAGGUAUUGAGUUUGAUGCUACUUCAAACAAAGGUGUUAAACAACCGACAGAAAGCGAGCUAUUGGCAAGGGAACUCAGAGACAAGGCGAGAGCAAGAACAAGAACAAAAGAGAGAAUGAAAUCAAAGCAAGUGUAUGAACCAAACCCUAAUGAUGAUUAUGAUCAGCCACAAUCAGGGUUUUCAACAAACCCUAAUGAUGAUUAUGAUCAACCACAAUUAGGGUAUUCAGAAAACCCUAAUAAUCCCUACACUGAAGGUUCAUCAAGUUCCCACCUUAAAUAUUCUGGUACGCAUCACUUCUUUGACCAUACACAUCUGAAUAAUGUUGCUCCAAGCUCAUCAGCAUAUUUUUGAUGAUAAAAGAGUUUAUGUAUUUGAGAUUUGGGGAUUUUUUUUUGUUCAGAUGAUCUGGGUUUUUUUUUUUUUUUUUUUUUUUGUUCAGAUGAUUUCGUAAGGCUAGAUGUUCAGAUUUGGGGAUUUUUUGUUUGGAGAUGAUUUUGGUGAUGGUGGAUCGAAGGAGUGGAUGUUGAUGGUGAUGAUGGAGACGGUGGAGUGUGAUGGUGGGUCAGGCGAUGGCGGAGAUAGUGGGUGGUCGGCGGCAGGUGAGGGUGGGAGGUGGUGGUGGUCGGCGGCAGGUGAGGGUAGUAGGUGGUGGCAAGUGGUGGGUCUGAACUUUUGAAGAUGGUGGGGUAUUAAUUUUACAAAAAUGCCU
Helianthus annuus (common sunflower) is the source of this 913-nucleotide messenger RNA. RefSeq lists its product as uncharacterized. The coding region runs from base 1 to 555 and encodes 184 amino acids. The record is from RefSeq and is a predicted model, not a curated record. Lineage: Eukaryota; Viridiplantae; Streptophyta; Magnoliopsida; Asterales; Asteraceae. The transcript has 2 exons.